This is a messenger RNA of Seminavis robusta, 4138 nucleotides long. The record is from the annotation of a GenBank genome assembly. Lineage: Eukaryota; Bacillariophyta; Bacillariophyceae; Naviculales; Naviculaceae.
ACUUUUUGAAACUCGACCUCUGUUGUGCCUUGAGACUCCAUGAUUGUCCACAUGCCUGCAUGUGCUACAGCGUACAGCCUGUGCUCCAGUUGCACCGGCACAUGGUGCCCAGGUGCUCUGCUGCAUACUACCGGUAGCUACCUGUCCCACGCAUUCUGCCUCAUACAUGUUCCGCACCGGUACCCAGCUUUUUUGCCGGGUGUCUUGGAAAGAGAACAAGACAAUCAGAACCAACGCCCACAACUGCACUUCAUUCCCAGCUUAUAAUUUGCUCCAGGCACUCUUUGCUGGAUUCGUAUGGGCAUAUAAACUCACGGGCCUCUUUUGUAGCUUCUGAUCCGAGAAAAGCUGAGCGUCAUGGUACAGUAGAAUGAUCCAAAAGGAUGGGAAUGAACCGUAACAGGCUGAGCAAAUAAGUAGCUAGUAGAUCUAGGCUAGAACCGGCAAAUGAAGUAAACUGGUGUGCAUUUGCACUUGUCCAACGGAAAGGAACAUUUUGUGUUUCGCUGACAGGAAGCUUGGCGUUUCACGGAAUGCUUUGAUAACGUCCAGAAUAGCAAAGGCUCUGCGAGUAUCCCGGUUCUACCGGUAUCUCCAUCUGCUGGAAAAGAAGCAGCUUGCUUCAUCCACUGGUAGAAUCAACGUGAAGUCCACACUCGUGGAGAAAAGAAAUCCAGAAUCUUUGCACUUCUGAUCUUAAUUUCCAUCUUUCUCAAGGUGGCUUUUGCGUUACUGGAGGGGAUCGACCUCGAGAGUGGCUAGAGUCACGCUUUACUAGAGGAUAGUCAACUAUCAAUCCAAUGCUUUUGGAUCUUUCUGCAUUUGAUAGAUAGAUCAUACGGUACCGCUCCCCUACCCUUAUCGUACAAUGCAUCAGCCUCAGGGAGAACUCAAUCCAGAAUGAUUCUGAUCGAACAAGCCAUCCUAUCAUGGAAAUCAAGGUUGAUUUUUGGCUAACGGUACAACCAAGCUGGGAUAAGCAACUCGAUGUUUCUGGAGCUGCGAGUAAGUAAGUCAAGCCUGAACCAGGUCUACCUGUGGCUGUUCUAGCAGCCGUACCAGCACCGGCAGCAGGCGCCAUCUCGUUCACCUUUUCUCAUCUCGCGGUUGUCUUCCGGAAAGCGGAUUGGGCAGCUCUGUUGGGUUUUAUUGAUUGGUUGAAGAUUCGAUUCGAGUCGAUUCGAAUUGAAUGAUGAAUCGAAUCAUUCGAUUUAAUGGCGGAUGAUCAAACGAAUCGAAUCAAAUCAUGACAUUCGAGUCGAGUCCAACAAGACUAAAUUUAACCUCUUCCUUAUUCAAAGUUUUGCCGGCACAGCAUUGGGGGAACAGCCCUUUAAGGCUUCUGCUAGGCCGGCGAUUUUGAUCGUUGAGCCAUGCGUGCAUCGCAUUUCCGUGGCCUGUGCUUCUUCUUUCUCUUCCGGUCUUAUCUUUCACUGAUCACCACAAGAGCCCAGCCACAGCCUUCUUCCCUUCCGUGUGUACAUUACUAGCUAGCUAGUACUUAUCAUAGUUUUGUAUUCCCCACCAUGGCAUCCAUGCAGCGCCAAGCGAUUAUCUCUCGUAGUAGCAGCAGCAGCAACCGAGACGCUAUGCAAAUAGACAGCAACAGCAGCAAUAACGACAACACGAAGAAACCGGCGCAAGAAACCGGCACAAACAAGGAUUAUUUCGAGCGUCGGUUCGCAUUAGAUUCGGUGGAGCGAGACGCCGCUCGAGUGUGGAACACCCUACCGGAGGCUUACCGCAGCGACAAAGAUUUUGUACUGGCCGCUCUCAAGUCCGAGUCUCUCCCCUCCAAGGCAGACUUUGAACGGACGUUGCCGCAGUCGCUGCGGUUUGACCGAGAUGUGGUCCUUGCUUUUUGCCAACGCGAUGACUUUUCCCAGCUCUACUACACACGACACUUGUUUGUUCCGGACUGCCUCACGGGAGACAAGGAGGUCAUGAUGGCGUAUUGUAGCAAGAUCCCACGUGCCUUGCAGGAAUGUUCGGAGGAACUCUGCAACGACAGGGAUGUGGUGAUGGCUGCCAUUUCUCUUGGUGGAUUGGAAUUGCAGUACGCCUCUCGCCGACUACAAGAAGAUAAGGAUCUGGUGAUUGCGGCUUGUCGAAAGGACGGAAGGGCUCUAGAGUUUUGUCCUCCAGGUCCCACAAGGACUGAGCUGACGUCUGAUCGAGACUUUAUGUUAUCGGUGCUGGGAAAGCACGGUGGAGCCAUGUUGCGUCUCGUCCCCGAACCCCUCAAACGGGACCGUUUGUUGCUUCUUGAGGCUCUAGCACAUGGGAUGCGCUUCCGCAUGGUACCGGACAUUUACAAAAACGACAAAGAUUUUCUGCUAAAGGCACUGGAGAGAAGCAGCAAAUUGUAUCUGGAAAUUGGUCCUCUGUUAAAGGACCCUGACUAUGCCCUUGCGGCUGCAACGGCCCCGGAUAGCACAGAUGAAGUGCACCGUAAGGCUCUUCAGGCAGCUCCGCAGCUAAAGCAAAAUCGAGAAGUUAUCAUGUCGAUUGCUUUGCGUGGAGACAAGGAGCUGCUGGAGUCCCUUUUCAACGGAGGAGGCGCUCAACAAUUCCUCGAUGACAAACCCCUCAUGUUGGCAGCUGUGAAACGGGAUUGCCGCCUCUUCAAAUACGCUAGAGCCAAUCUUAAGGAAGACCCAGAGGUCAUCUUGGCCAGCAUUCAACAAGAUUCAGCAAUUGACACGCUACGCGAUAUUUCUCCAGAAGUACGUCGCCGAUUCCCGGAAAUUUCCGUCAAAGCAAUUCAGGUGACCUGCGUUCGCCGCUUGAGGUACCUGGAAUCUCUUAUUCCUGAACCGUUAUGGCAAAAUCGAGACGUUGUUCUCGCCUGGAUUCGAAAAGGCGGCAACGUUUUGGAGUCCUUUGAACGAAUGCUGGACCGGGAUCAGGAGAUGGCAUUGGAGGUUGCCAAGCACAACUGGGCAAACUUUAAGAAGGUCGGAGCGAACCUUCGAGGCGACAAAGAUUUCAUGGCACUGGCCGUGCAGCAGGACGGACGAGUCCUUCGAUUUGCUUCUCGACAAGUUCAAACGAACUAUCAGGUUGUAGUCCGCGCCGUCGCCAACCAUCACCGCGCUCUAUCGGGAGUUCUUGUCUCUGAAUCUGAUUUCAAGAACUGGGUGAAGAGUGCACUGGAUUUGCACAUGACCUUCGUCAAAGACUUUUUGCGUGGAAUUGCAAUCAACAAACCCCAUCUUCCUCCGGCUCGACGAAGCCAGCUUCCCAUGCUCGACCGUGGCGUGGAAACUAGUCAAGCCUUCAAGCAGUUAAUUGCAGACUUCCUUGGAGUCCCCGUGAAGGACGACUUGCGGAUUAUGCGCCAAGCGUGGACGAACAUGACGUAUCCUCCGUGCUCGAGUAGUACAGACGCCAGUGACCGUGACGAUGCUGCGGGCAUGGACGAUGACGUUGUCAACAUUUUGGGUGCUAGACGACGGGAACGAUGGGAACGACGAAUGGAAUUGCAACGCGCUGACCGUGACAAUGCCGUUGCGGGCAGAAUGGAACGAAUGGGUGAGCGAUUUGGUCGAGCUGCUGCCUUUCGUGAUGCCCAGCGCCGUGCCGCUGCUCCUUUGUUUGGUCGGCAGGAACCAGAUGAUGUUAUUGACCUCGACGGGGAUGACGACGAUGAUGGCGACUUGAUCGUUGAUAUUGCCGUCAACGCGGGAGGUCCUCGGGUUGCUGCAGCUCGACGUGUACGAAAUCCUUUCCCGCCCCCUCCUGCUGCCCGAGUCAACCAGGGCCGUUUCGUCAUGGGAAACAACGCAAAUGGACGUGCCAACGGCGCCGCUGCCGAUGGCAAUGCAAACGGGCGCGCAGCUGCAGCGGCGAACCCUCCGCGUGAAAUUCAAUUUCGAGAGAAUUUUUUCCAAAUGUUGGAAGAAUGGGAUGAUCUCUAGGCGGAUCCUUGAUUUGAUUGCCUUGUCUCUUUCAUUCUUCCUGCUUAACUAUCUGAUUCAAUUCAUAUCAACCACCAAAAUUGACACAAUCGCGCGGUUACCCAGUCCAGUGGAAGCCCAAACCCAACUAUUUUCGUACCGAAUGGCAAACUGGCUUCAUGUUGCAUUACUAAAACCAUACUGGACGAUUCUAUUAAAUCUAAGCACAACUAUUAUUC